UCUGUUUCUCUGGGUCGCUUCAAGUUUAACCCUUUUGUCUUCGUUUGUCUCCAACUCUUAACCCUACUUCUUAGCCUUUUUAACGCACGAGUCGCAACAUUCUCUCUUUUUCCUUCAACUUUCUUCAUUCAUCAGAACUCUCUCUCUUUUAAUUAUAUAAAGGGACCCAUUCCCUUCUGUAUCUGUCCCCCAAGAGUUAUUUUUCCCCUUCAAAAUCCAAUCAGCUUAGCCAUUUUUCUCUCUCUUUCAACUAGCUGUUUCUUUUCCUUCUAUAUUUUGAUUCAAGAAUCCCAAGAUUGUUUUGUUUUUGGUAUUUUGGGUCUUAUAUUUCAAUACAUCCAGGGAGGUUUCAUAUAAAAUUUCUGGGUGGUUUGGGUUUUCCCAGAAAAAUUAGCGAUUCGAGGAGUUUAAGGUUGUUUCUUCUCGGUUUUCCUUUUCCGGGUUUGGACAAUGGUGGCGAAGAUGAUGAGGUGGCGACCGUGGCCGCCUCUGGUUUCAAAGAAGUACGAGGUGAAGUUAAUUGUAAAGAGUUUAGAAGGGUGGGAUCUGAAAGGGGAAGGCGAGGAGAAGCUGGAUAAAUUAACGGUGGAGAUUCGAUGGAAAGGUCCAAAGGCUUCCCUUGGUUCUUUAAGACGAACGGUUAAGAGGAAUUUCACUAAAGAAGUCGAAGGCAUUUGUCAGAAUGGCGUCGUUGUGUGGGAUGAAGAGUUUCAGUCCCUUUGUAGCUUAUCGGCUUAUAAAGAGAACGUGUUUCAUCCAUGGGAAAUCGUUUUCUCUGUCUUGAAUGGCUUGAACCAGGGACCGAAGAACAAGGUUACAGUUGUUGGGACUGCAUUUUUGAAUCUCGCUGAAUAUGCAUCUGCUGCUGAAGAUAAAGAGUUUGAGCUAAAAGUACCUCUCACGCUCUUGCUCGGUGUUGCCAAGCCUGGUCCCCAACUCUGUAUAUCACUUAGCCUUUUGGAACUAAGAUCUGCUCAAGAAACCACUGAGCCAGAACAGAGAGCUGUAGUGCCGAUUGCAUUGCCUUUCCAGUCUGGAGAAAGUGUCACAAUGGAAAAGGAUGAGCUUUCUGCGAUUAAAGCUGGUCUUAGAAAAGUGAAAUUUUUUACGGAGUAUGUUUCUACCAGGAGAGCAGAAAAGGCUUGUCGAGAGGAUGAUUGCAGUGAAGGAAAGUGUUCUGCUCGAAGUGAUGAUGGUGAGUAUCCACUGGACACGGAUUCACUUGAUGAUUUUGAGGAAGGAGAAUCAGAUGAGGUGAAAGAUGACACAACCAUAAGGAAGUCAUUUAGUUAUGGUACUCUUGCACAUGCAAAUUAUGCUGGGGGAUCAUUUUACUCCUGCACGGGAACCAGUGAGGAUUGGGUGUACUACAGCCAUCGGAAAUCAGAUGUAGGCUGCUCAAACUUUGAGGAUUCUGCUACAUUCAUGUCAGAGGUAUCCCUUCUGCAGACUUCAAAGCGCAGCAUUUUGCCUUGGAGAAAAAGGAAGCUGAGUUUCAGGUCUCCUAAAGUGAAAGGGGAACCACUGUUAAAGAAAGCCAAUGGAGAAGAAGGUGGAGAUGACAUUGAUUUUGACCGCCGUCAGCUUAGUUCUAAUGAAUCAUUUGGGUGGCACAAAACUGAUGAGGAUUUAGCAAAUCGUUCAUCAAUUUCUGAAUUCGGGGAUGACAAUUUUGCCAUUGGCAGCUGGGAACACAAAGAAUUGGUAAGCCGUGAUGGACACUUGAAGCUUCAAGCCCAAGUCUUUUUCGCGUCUAUUGAUCAACGGAGUGAACGAGCAGCUGGUGAAAGUGCAUGUACGACCCUUGUUGCUGUUAUUUCUGAUUGGUUUCAGAAAAACCGUGAUUUGAUGCCUAUUAAGUCUCAAUUUGAUAGUUUGAUUAGAGAAGGCUCAUUGGAAUGGAGGAACCUCUGUGAGAAUGAAAUCUACAGGGAGCGGUUCCCUGACAAGCACUUUGAUCUCGAGACAGUUCUCCAAGCUGAAAUACGUCCUCUUUCUGUAGUGCCAAAAAAGUCCUUUAUCGGGUUUUUCCAUCCUGAAGGUAUGGACGAGGGAAGAUUUGACUUUUUGCAUGGUGCAAUGUCUUUCGAUAACAUCUGGGAUGAGAUUAGUCAUGCAGAAUGUCCGAACAGUGCUGAACCUCAGGUUUACAUAGUUAGUUGGAAUGAUCAUUUUUUUAUCCUGAAGGUUGAACUAGAAGCUUAUUAUAUCAUUGAUACUUUAGGAGAGAGGCUUUAUGAGGGAUGCAAUCAAGCUUACAUCUUGAAAUUUGAUCGCAAUACUGUAAUGCACAAGCUACCGAAUGUUGCUCAAUCAUCAGAUGACAAGUCAAAUGGCAACCAGUUCAUAACAGCAGCUGCUGCUGAACCAAAAAAUCCACAGGUUCAACAGGUCAAUGCUAAGGAGGGUUCCAUGUCAGAGGCUGUAGUUACCAAACCCGAGGAAUCGCUCAAGAGCGAAGGUACCGAUGAGGUUGUUUGCAGAGGUAAGGAAUCCUGCAAGGAGUACAUAAAGAGCUUCUUGGCUGCUAUACCUAUUAGGGAGUUGCAAGCAGAUAUCAAGAAGGGUUUAAUGGCAUCUACACCGCUACAUCAUCGACUACAGAUUGAAUUUCACUACACCAAGUUCUUGCAACCACUGCCGGGGACUUCUGCUAUUCAAACCACAACCACCUUGCCACUCUCAGAUGUUCCAUUCUCCGAAGUUGCUGCAUAGGAAUUACUGUAAAUUCUAGGAGAAAGUGUGAUUACUCUAACUUGUUCUUUUUUUUUUUCUGUGAGAAUCUUAUGAUGCGAAUUGGGUUUAACAAAGAGGAACCGAUUUUAGCCUUUUGUUGGGUUUGUCCCAAGUUUGCU
Hibiscus syriacus is the source of this 2855-nucleotide messenger RNA. RefSeq lists its product as uncharacterized. The record is from RefSeq and is a predicted model, not a curated record. NCBI's taxonomy places the organism in Eukaryota, Viridiplantae, Streptophyta, Magnoliopsida, Malvales, Malvaceae. The transcript is spliced from 4 exons. Bases 451 to 2715 code for a protein of 754 amino acids.